UGAAGCUGCCUUACUGGGUUGAUACCACAAAGACAUUUGCCUAUUACCUGUACCGUGUUCGUGGCCAACCUACCGGCAUCCUUGAGCUCUUGGCAGGCUCUGGCAUAGUCGCACUGUCUCCAAAUUUUUGUAAAAUGUACAUAUGCAAUCUCGCCUAACCGCUGGUCGGCUUUCAAGGACCUGUUGGUUGGUCGGCCGUAAGCAUGCCAGGCCGACGGAGCUCACAAGACGCCGAACGGCUUCAGACUGACGAAAACGAAUCUCUUCUAGCGAACAAGUCCCGUUCGGAAGGCCACGCAGGAGACUACACGGAUGAGGAGCGUUGUGAUCCAGAGCGUGCCGAUGGCGGCAAUACGACAGAAGUGUCACCAUACAGGGACCGGCGUGCGCUGGACGCUGAAAUCUUGUCCAUGGCACUGCCGAUGCUCGCCGCGCUAGCAGCCGACCCGCUCGCCGGCCUGGUGGACAGCGCCUACCUGGGACACGCGGGCUCCUCCCAACUGGCGGCGGUGGGGGUGGCGCUCAGCGUCUUCAACACCCUCACCAAGCUCUUCAACACGCCGUUGCUGUCAGUCACGACAGGCUGUGUGGCCAAGGCAACCGGGGAGGCUCGCAGGGCCGCAGCGGCCGCGGCUAGCUCCCCGGCUGACCGUGAGGCUGGGGCUGCUGGCAGCUCGCAAGGUUGCAGUAGCAUAACCGCAGCAAGCGCGACGACUGAAGGAAGCGCUAGCGCUGGGCACACGAGCGCAUGCGUUGGGAGCGCUGAAACAGCCGCGCAGUCACCGUCCACUGCGGGUUGCCCAGCCGCACCGCUCGCAUCACCCUCUUCAGGUGGUGCAGCAGCAGCGCCUGGCCCCGCUGGAACCAGCUUGCAUGGCAAAGCCGCGUGCACCGCCAGCAGCCUCGCCACCGCCGCUGACGACAACUGCCGAAGUGGGUCAGCAACAGCGGCAAGGACCGGUUCGAAAACUAGUACGAACAGCGACGUAACGCCAUCGAGAACAGCAACAACGGCAGCGACGGCGGCGGUGACAGCGACUGAUCAGGAGCGGCGGGCCGCGUUGAGUUGCCUCUUCCUGGCGUUCUUGGCCGGGCUGCUGCAAGCCGGGCUGCUGGUCGCAGGCGGUCGCUGGGCGCUGUGCGUGUGGGGUGUGCCUCACACCUCCCCCAUGUUCGCCCCUGCCUGGGGCUUCCUGUCCAUCCGCGCGCUGGGCGCACCAGUGACGGUGCUGAUGCUGUCGCUGCAAGGGGUGUUCCGCGGGUUACAGGACACGCGCACGCCGCUGCUUGCCACGCUGCUAGCCAACGGGGUUAACCUGGUGCUCGCGCCGGUGCUCAUCUUCGGGGCGAGGCUGGGAGCGGUGGGGGCGGCGGUGGGAACCGUCUCCGCUCAGGCGAUUACCGUAGGUUACUUGCUGAGGCAGCUCAGGACUAGACUGCCGCCGCUGCCGCCGUCGCCGGCAUCGUGUCAGCAGCUGCCGCAGAAGGGCGUGUCAGUAGCUGCCAGGGACCAGGUUGCCGCUGCUGCUGAUAAUCAGGAGCGUUGGAGCAAAGCAGGACAUGUAGUAGCGGACGGCAAAGCGCACGAAGCUGAAGCGACGGUGGUGCCUCCAAGGCUAGCUGCUGGAGGAGCCGCGGGGAGGCUGGCGUCGUGGUGUUGGGAGACGUUGCGGGACACGUUUCCGCUGUUUAAACCAACAGGCCUGCUCAUCCUCCGCCUGGCGUCUGUGAUGGUCGCCUACGCGGUCGCCACCACCCUAGUAGCCCACGCGGGUGAGAUCGUCACCGCCAGCCACCAGAUCUGCUUUCAGUUAUGGUUGGCCAGCUCCCUUCUCGCCGACGCCCUUGCGGUGGCCGCCCAGUCGCUGAUGGCUCGCGACCUGGGUGCAGGCAGCGUGCAGGGGGCCACACAGGUGGCUGGGCGGGUGGGCGAGAUGGCGGGCGCGCUGGGGCUGGGGCUGGCGUGUGCUCUGGCUGCAGGGCACCGGGGGCUGCCCGCGCUGUUCAGUCGCGACCCGCUGGUGCUUGGGCUGGUGAGAGGUUUGUUCCCAAUCAUCUGCGUCACGCAGCCCAUCACCGUCCUCGCCAUGACGUGGGAUGGCAUCUUGUUUGGUGCGGGCGGCUUUCGGUACGCUGCCUUCUCCAUGAACGGGGCGUCCAUCCCGGCCAUCAUAACCAUGGUGGCCGGCUCAAGGAUGUGGGCGAGGCACCCUAAAAGCGCUGACGGUAGCAGCAGCGGCGCACAUAAUGACCAGGCAGAGGAUCGUGAGCGGCAGGGGGUAUCCGGGAGCACAGUUCUGGCGGUUGUGUGGGCGGGUCUGACGGUUCUGAUGCUGAUGCGGUGGCUUGUGAUUGUGGUGCCGUACAUGCUGCGAGUGGGUCCCUUCAGACAGAUGAGAAAGAGGUGCUAGGAACAACCGCAAAGAAAUGCAAGUAUAUGUGAUUGCGAAGUGACUGAACGACUCUGGUAUUAUGUGUUAGUUUCCACUGACCGAUGGUGGAUGUUGAGCGUGGUGAAUGCGACAAGGGUACAGUAGCAAUAAGCGGCUGCUUAAGCACCUGAUCGAAGGAGUACUGGUCAGGCCGGUUGUUUACUGCCCAAGAAGCGACAUGUGAUAGAGUAGUGCAACUCCACCAUACAUGCAAUCGCUAAGUCGACCUCUGCUUCAAUAGGUUGUUCAGCUUUCGUUGGCCCCCUGGUGACGCCGAGCAGGAAGCCAUCCUUACUCAGCGUGUCAUACUGCGGCUUGCUCAUGUCUACAUGCCGGCAGCCCACGGCAUGCUCCAGCACCCCGACCGCUGUAACCGCAGCUCCAGCUUGCGGCCACAUUUUACUGGCACCUCAGAGCAAGCACAGACGCUGGCCCGUUGUGGUGUUGUCUUUCCGGCGUGUUGCAGUGUAGGUGGUUGGCUGGGUUCAUCACCCGUGUUCCCUUUUAGGGAACCAUUGUAACAGUCAUUCAUUUA
Astrephomene gubernaculifera is the source of this 2967-nucleotide messenger RNA. The record is from the annotation of a GenBank genome assembly. Lineage: Eukaryota; Viridiplantae; Chlorophyta; Chlorophyceae; Chlamydomonadales; Astrephomenaceae.